AUGCGCGUAUCUCUUGUCGCGUUCUUCAGUUCGGCGGUUGUGCUGGGAGCCACCCCGUCUCUUGGCUCACCGGCCAAGCGAUCAUGCUCCCAGGCUGACCUGACCGUCAAGCUGGACGCUGGAGUUGUUCACGGCACCGUCGAGGCAGCCAACCCCGACGUACGCCAGUUCCUGGGUAUUCCUUAUGCCAAACCGCCCCUUGGCGACCUCAGAUUCGCACCUUCUGAGCGGCUGGAGUCUUUUGGCGAAAUCACGGCCGACACCUUACCACCAAGUUGUAUGCAGUACUUGACCAGUCUUGCCAGCAUCUGGACGUAUGAUGUCCUCCAAUUCAACGAAGAUGGGCUCAAUACUACUGGGCCACAGUCGGAGGAUUGCUUGACCAUAAGUGUUUGGGCGCCACGAGGCGCCAAGAAGAACCUCCCUGUUCUCCUUUGGAUAUACGGAGGCAGCUUCAAGACUGGAGGAGAAGAUGUUCCCUAUCAGAUACCCACUCAAUGGGUCCAACGGACACAAGACCACAUUGUAGUCUCUUUCAACUACCGAGUCAAUAUCUUUGGCUUUCCCAAUGCCGCUGGGCUAGACAACGACAAGCAGAAUCUGGGUCUGCUAGACCAGCGUCUGGCUGUUGAGUGGGUGAGGGACAAUAUUGCCCAAUUUGGAGGUGACGUGAACCGCAUCGGGCUCUGGGGUCAAUCAGCAGGAGGCAUCAGCGUGGCGUAUUAUAGUUACACCUAUCCUGAAGACCCCAUUGUUUCGGCACUACUGAUGAACUCUGGAAACGAGUAUCUUGAUAUCACUUCACCAGAUACCACACACUCCAACUUCACAUUCAUGGCUACACAAUUCGGCUGCGGCGACCUCGAGCCAGAGGAAGAAUUGGCAUGCAUGAGGACGGUUGAUGCUUCUGCCAUUGAAGAUUUCCUGCACGUUUACAUUGAUAACGGGACCGAGCCCACCGUGUCGUUUGCUCCCAUUGUUGACGAGAAGACUGUGUUUUCCGACUUUUAUGACCGCGCCUUGAAUGGAAGCGUGGCGGCCUUGCCGACGAUCAUGGGUUCCAACUUGGACGAUGGUAUUCCGUUCGUCACAUAUAGUCCCGAAGGGGUCAACCAAACAUUAGCAUACGAGGUUACGACACAGUACUUUUUCUGCCCUACAUUCAAGAGUGCCAAUAAUCGCGUUGCUGCUGGAGCGCCAGUCUUCCGGUAUGAGUAUUCGGGCAAUUUCAGCAACAUCUCACCCAAGCCAUGGAUGGGUGCUUGGCACAACUCGGAGCUGCCGCUCUUGUUUGGCACUCAUGCGAAUUAUCGUGGACCGUCCACGACAUUGGAGAUUGAAACCAGCAUUGCUCUUCAAGAUGCCUGGCUUUCUCUUGUUGCUGAUGGAGCUGCAGGCCCCGUGGCGCUUGGUUGGCCGCUGUACAAUAGGGAUGCUGGCAGUCUGCUCAGAGAAUUUGGCAAGGAUGUGGCUGCGCAGACGACCAGUUUUGAGGAUUGGGAGAGUACCUGUCCUGAAGCACUUCAGCCUUGA
Messenger RNA from Pestalotiopsis fici W106-1, 1533 nucleotides. RefSeq lists its product as uncharacterized. The transcript is spliced from 4 exons. The record is from RefSeq and is a predicted model, not a curated record. NCBI's taxonomy places the organism in Eukaryota, Fungi, Ascomycota, Sordariomycetes, Amphisphaeriales, Sporocadaceae. Bases 1 to 1533 code for a protein of 510 amino acids.